Cladophialophora yegresii CBS 114405 is the source of this 420-nucleotide messenger RNA. RefSeq lists its product as uncharacterized. The transcript has a single exon. The record is from RefSeq and is a predicted model, not a curated record. Lineage: Eukaryota; Fungi; Ascomycota; Eurotiomycetes; Chaetothyriales; Herpotrichiellaceae. Bases 1 to 420 code for a protein of 139 amino acids.
AUGUCUCCGACACCCCAAGAACGUUUCACCGAAGCCUCCAAGCAUGCCACCCUCAUCCGCGCCCUCCUUGCCCACCCUUCAAUGCGGCUCAAUUGCGAGGGGCUUCCCGACCGUUCAGAUACCCCUGCCACACUCUACAACGUCGCCGACUUCGAGCUCAGCACUUACAAAAAGUAUCUCCUUCCGAUCUUGCCGCCUGAUGCCGACAAAAACUCAAAGGCCCUAGCCAUCUCAAAAGCAGACAAAGUGAAGGAGAAUCCAAGCUUGUUGACCGACGAUAUGUAUCCGCGCAUGAACGUUGGGGGUUUCAUUGAGAAAUGGCAGGAUGCCAUUGGGAGGACUGUGAUGAUUACAAGUAUCAUUUUGGAGCCGAGGAAGCAGAUCCUCUUCGGUGGGUUUUUGACUUUGGGGAGGCGGUAA